GCACUCCAUAGAAGCCGCGGCGCGGCUUAUCGGGGUUGGUGACGUAAAGCAGCGCGUGACGGAGGCCAAGCCUGCGAGCGGUCUCCAGGAACCUGGGGGGAGGGGCGAUCGAGUGAACACGAGACAAACUCGGCCGGGUCACUGAGCUGCGGUCAGCACACCCGCCUUAAGUCACCUCCCGCCGCGACGUGUGUGGGCGGCUCCUGUUUGUAGCGUGUCCCGGAUAUUGUAGAGAGGUGAGGUGGGGGGUGUCAUUACCACCGCCUCCUCUAUCUCCGCCUCUUCCUCGGCUCUCUCCUCCUCCGCCCAGCUCACCCGAACAACCCGCCCGGCACCGGCAGCAGCGAGAGGCAUCAUGGCGCUGAAGCGGAUUCACAAGGAACUGAAUGAUUUGGCUCGUGAUCCUCCAGCACAAUGUUCUGCAGGCCCAGUUGGGGAUGACAUGUUUCACUGGCAAGCCACAAUUAUGGGACCCAAUGACAGUCCAUAUCAAGGCGGUGUAUUUUUCUUGACUAUUCAUUUUCCAACAGACUACCCCUUCAAACCUCCAAAAGUUGCGUUUACAACAAGAAUCUACCAUCCAAAUAUCAACAGCAAUGGCAGCAUUUGUCUUGAUAUUCUCAGAUCACAGUGGUCCCCAGCUUUAACAAUUUCUAAGGUUCUUUUGUCAAUUUGUUCACUGUUGUGUGACCCAAACCCAGAUGACCCUCUAGUGCCAGAAAUUGCACGGAUCUACAAAACAGAUAGGGAAAAGUACAACAGAAUAGCCCGGGAAUGGACUCAGAAAUAUGCUAUGUGAUGCUACCUUCAAGUCUGAAUAAACCUGCAUUAUAGCUGGAAUAAACUUUAAAUUACUGUUUUCCCCUCCCUUUCAGACCUCAUCUACUUACCUUCCCCUCUCUAUUAUUUUUUAUUGUUUUUUUUUUCGUGCUGCCUCCCUUCAUGCACAUGCUCACAUGGGAAGACUUUUAGCUCAAUAUUGGACAGAAACUGCUCUAGACUGUCAAGUAGUUACCAGAAUACAAUUGCCCAAGAUUCAUAAUUGUAUCAAACGGAGCAUGUGUUAAAAUGUGGCCAAUGUCUUCACUGUAACUUGGUUAUGAGACUAAAUCCAUCUUUCAUUUCUCACUAAAAUGGUGAAGAUAGCGCCUCUGUUUGGGCUAGGGAGGGGAAGGUGCUAAGCAGAAAUAAAUUAAACAAAAACGAUGCCCAGUUGUCUGUCAUUGUAUAGAAUACAGGACCAUGGAAUUGCUCUGGAUAUUUUGGUAAAACCCUUCAGCUAUUUCAGACUUCAUGAUGUACUUUAUGCUCAUAACUGAUGUUUGGGUGGCGAGUUGGUGAAAUUUAUAUAGCGGAACAGAAGUAAUGUAUUUUAUGCAUGUCAAUAAAUAUGACAAAUUGAAAUUUGGAAGGUGAACCCCCCAUUUAAUAACAGGAUCAAAAGUUUUGUAAUUUUUUUUUCAUUGGUUUUUUUUUUUUUUUUUUUUUUUUGGAGGCCGAGCUAUUAGUUGAUCUAUCUUCCAAACAUUGUUUAAUAUAGCACUGAAUAAAACCAUUCAAGCAUCAAUGGAUGACUGAUCAACUAAUAGCUCUGUUAGUCUUUAUUCUUCAAUAAAGUUGCAUAAACCAAUCUGUUAGCAGCCUGAAUUAAUCAAUGUUUGCAACCUUACUUUCUUUGUAAAUUCACAAAAUGUGUGUGUAUAUAAAGUAUGGAUUUUGUUCUGUUUGACGUCAAAUGAUAGUGUAAAGUUCACGAGAACAAAAAACUUUUUUUUUUUUUUCUAUGUUCUUUUAAAGUUGUUUAAAUCAGCGUAGUAUCUCAAGCAGAAGUAGCUUCUGCCCAUUCUGGGUGGAAAUAUCAACAACUGGUAUUCACUGGCUGAGGAGAGAUUAUUGUGAUUUAAAGUUUACUGGUCAUGUAACGCUCAACGUUCAUGGUAUCUUAUUUAAUACGUUUUUCCUGAACUCUGCAACAUUCUGCUGUUGACAGCCAUCAACCCACUGGCAAUGUGUGGUUGGCACGAUCAGAACUUUGUGAAAGCUCACAUGGCCGUACUAAUUUUCCACGACAGAAUCCUGCUUGGCCAUUGGCAUGGGGGACUGGUGUCGUGAAGCUUUGUUUAAAAGUGAUUUUUUUUUUAACGUGGGAUGUUCAUUAGAUUGAAAGGAUUAUUUGCUCUGCUGUUUACAAAAUACGUAUUUUAGUGCAAACAACAAGUUUAAUCUCCUAGAUGACUUAUCAUGGAUGAAUGAAAGCAGUACUGUUGUUUUUUUCAUUUCACAAUAAAAAGCUGUCUGUGC
Messenger RNA from Rana temporaria (common frog), 2301 nucleotides. RefSeq names its product ubiquitin conjugating enzyme E2 D3 (gene UBE2D3). Gene Ontology annotation, biological process: ubiquitin-dependent protein catabolic process; protein K48-linked ubiquitination. Gene Ontology annotation, cellular component: nucleus. Bases 356 to 799 code for a protein of 147 amino acids. The record is from RefSeq and is a predicted model, not a curated record. The transcript is spliced from 7 exons. NCBI's taxonomy places the organism in Eukaryota, Metazoa, Chordata, Amphibia, Anura, Ranidae. Gene Ontology annotation, molecular function: ubiquitin conjugating enzyme activity.